Molecule: messenger RNA, 522 nt
Organism: Lotus japonicus
Lineage: Eukaryota; Viridiplantae; Streptophyta; Magnoliopsida; Fabales; Fabaceae
Product: putative glycine-rich cell wall structural protein 1
Exons: 3
Coding region: 1-522 (173 amino acids)
Source: RefSeq, a predicted model, not a curated record
AUGGGGAUGAUGAGGAGAGUGUUUGAGAUUUUGAUGGUGCUGGUGGUUGUGGUGAUCAUGAGUCCUUGUUUGGCAAAUGGGGGAGGCAACUCUACUGCUUCCACUGGUGAAGUUUCUCUCAGUGGGGAAGGUGUUGGUGGAAGCAAGAUGAACUCAUCUGAGAAGAUGUUAGUUGAGAGGAAAUUCAGUGGAAGCAAUGAUGGAAAAGGAAGUGGCAGUGGUGGUGGUGGUAGUGGAGGAGGCGGUGGAGGAGGUGGGGGUAGAGGCAAUGGAGGGGGAAGUGGCAAAGGAGGGGGAAAUGGUGGAGGUGGGGGAGGUGGUGGAGGAGGAGGUGGUGGGGGAAAUGGACAAGGUCAUGGAUCAGGAGGGGGAAGUGGUGGAGGUGGGGGAAGUGGUGGAGGUGGGGGAGGUGGUGGUGGAGGAGGAGGAGGAAAUGGUAAUGGUCAUGGAUGGGGUGGAGGAAGUGGAAGUGGUGGAAGUGGAGGAGGAGGGGGAGGAGGUGGUGGUGGAGUCAAAGAGUGA